Rotaria sordida is the source of this 558-nucleotide messenger RNA. The record is from the annotation of a GenBank genome assembly. Lineage: Eukaryota; Metazoa; Rotifera; Eurotatoria; Philodinida; Philodinidae.
AUGGCUGAAAAGAUGGGAGUAGCGACUAGUAAAGUUGCUAAAGAACGUAACUUGGAUGCAUCCAUAGUGCUUGAACAUUUACCUCCCAUUGAUAUUUGUGUUUUCGGGCGAUCAGGUAUAGGUAAAUCAACAUUGAUCAAAGCAAUCACUAAUAUGAAUAUUCCAUCAUCGGCUCAAAUUGAUCAUGUCACACAAGUGUUAACUGAAGCAACCACUUGUAUAGAAGGAUUCACAUUUCGUUUUUGGGAUACAAAAGGAGUGGACAGUUGGCAAGAUAUAGAUGGUAUUGAUAAUAUAUUUAAUGAAAUGAGCGAACAAAAAGUACAACCUCUUUUCGUUAUUUAUUGUGCAGCGGCGAAUGGACGUGUCGAUAGUGAUAUUGUUGCUGGGUUUCUAACACGUUUUCGAGAAGCAAACAUUCUGAUUUGCUACGUAGUUACAAAUAUCUAUGCAGCAAGUGACAAUAAAACAGGUACACCACAAAAUUUAAGUACUAUUCUAACUAGUGGACAAACAACAUUUAAUAAAGUACGCAUUGAUGAAAAUCGUUCUAAGUAA